This is a messenger RNA of Candidula unifasciata, 285 nucleotides long. NCBI's taxonomy places the organism in Eukaryota, Metazoa, Mollusca, Gastropoda, Stylommatophora, Geomitridae. The record is from the annotation of a GenBank genome assembly.
AUGAAGUCAGGAAAAGUUGUCCUUGAUAAAUCUUAUGGCCAUGGCCUGGUAGCUGCCAACGACAAAUAUCCCAGGAAGGUCCCACGAAGCAUGGGAAGAAGUGAAAGCAAAGGUCUAAGGUCAAGUUCAUUUGUCAAGGUAUUUAAUUUCAAUCACCUCAUGCCUACCAGAUUAACUGAGAAAACUGUCGUGAACAAGGAUAUCUUCAGGGAUCCAGUCUUUACGAGUAAAGCAAGGAGAGAAACAGGAAAAAAUAAAUGGUUUUUCCAGAAGCUGAGGUUUUAA